AUGCCGGUCGAAAAUCUGGAAGAGCAGGGCUUGGAGAAAAACCCCAACCUGGAGCUGUCGCACUGUAAGUUCCUGCUCAGCCUGCCGGAGUUUGCCAGCGACAAGAAGCUGUCGGAGAAGCUGCUGGCCGCGAUCAAGGCGGAAAAUAUGGCCCCCUGGUACGAGCAGGUGUGCACCGAUCUGGGCUGGACCGUCGACCAGAAGCAGCUGGCCGAGAUGCGGGAAACGAACCGCAAGAAGCUGGAGCAGCUCGAUGCCGCCAUCGAGGACGCGGAGAAGAAUCUGGGCGAAAUGGAGGUGCGGGAGGCGAACCUGCGCAAAUCGGAGUACCUGUGCCGGAUCGGCGACAAGGAGGGCGCGAUAACGGCGUUCCGCAAGACGUACGAGAAGACGGUUUCGCUCGGCCACCGGCUCGACAUCGUGUUUCACCAGAUCCGCAUCGGGCUGUUCUAUCUCGAUCACGAUCUGAUCACGCGCAACAUCGACAAGGCCAAGUAUCUGAUCGAGGAGGGCGGCGACUGGGACCGCCGGAACCGGCUGAAGGUGUACCAGGGUGCGUACUGCAUUGCGAUACGCGACUUUAAGGCGGCGGCCCACUUUUUCCUCGACACGGUCAGCACCUUCACCAGCUACGAGCUGAUGGAGUACGCGACGUUCGUGCGCUACACCGUGUACGUGGCGAUGAUCAGCCUGCCGCGCAACGAGCUGCGCGACAAGGUCAUCAAGGGGGCGGAAAUACAGGAGGUGCUGCACCAAACGCCCGACGUGAAGGAGUACCUGUUCUCGCUCUACAACUGCCAGUACGCCGAUUUCUUCAAGCAUCUGGCGUCGGUCGAAGCGGUGCUGCGCAACGACAUUCUGUUCCAUCCGCACUACCGCUACUACGUGCGCGAGAUGCGCAUUCUGGCGUACACGCAGCUGCUGGAAUCGUACCGCUCGCUGACGCUGCAGUACAUGGCGGACGCGUUCGGCGUGAGCGUGGACUACGUCGAUGCCGAGCUGUCGCGCUUCAUUUCCGCCGGCCGACUGCACUGCAAGGUGGACCGAGUCGGCGGCAUCGUCGAGACGAACCGGCCGGACAGUAAAAACUGGCAGUAUCAGGCCACGAUCAAGCAGGGUGAUAUUCUACUGAACCGCGUGCAGAAGCUCAGUCGCGUCAUCAACAUCUAAGCCUUUGGAGGGCCGGGGUUGCGAGUUGAGGUUGGUCGCUUAAUUUUGUAUUUUCGGAACGUGCGUAAAAUAAAGCUAAUGAAUUUUGUCCCCAAAACGUA
This is a messenger RNA of Anopheles gambiae (African malaria mosquito), 1271 nucleotides long. RefSeq names its product 26S proteasome non-ATPase regulatory subunit 6 (gene Rpn7). Gene Ontology annotation, cellular component: proteasome regulatory particle. The transcript has a single exon. The coding region runs from base 1 to 1170 and encodes 389 amino acids. Gene Ontology annotation, biological process: proteasome-mediated ubiquitin-dependent protein catabolic process. Lineage: Eukaryota; Metazoa; Arthropoda; Insecta; Diptera; Culicidae. The record is from RefSeq and is a predicted model, not a curated record.